AUGGCGCAUGUCGUCAUCGACAUCGAAGCUGAAGAAGAAGAGAAGAACCCAUCUGCGUGGUGUGCAUGGAGCCCAUCAGCCCAUGGAAUGGGUGGCGGUGUACCCGUGCGGCCACCGGCCGGGAGGUCUGCGUCCGCUGCGCAGCCAGCAUCCGCUUCUUCCACAACGACCUCCGAUGCUGCAUCUGUCGGUCACACGUACUGCUCCACCGUCGUCGUCACCAAGGCUAACAGAGCUAGCGGCCAGCGAGGCUUCCCCUUCCUUUGGCCACCGCCGCCUGCGUUUGCUAGCGAGGUGCUGCUGGUGGGUCACUACUACUGGUACCACCGCGGUAUGGGAGCGUACUUCGACGAUGUGUAUCAGUAUCAAGAGAUGAAGAAGGUCUGCACAACGUCGCCGAGCUCAGAUGAAUCAAGAGCCGCAGGUGCAACCCUAGUAAAUUACGUGGGUUAUCCCGAUGCAUUAUUCCCGCAACCAGCGGCUAGCGUAAAUGUGAAUCUCAACGUAUCUGUAUCCCCAAGACAAGCAGCAGAUGCUCCCUUGGAGGAGCCAUCCUCAUCAGAUGUGGGGACAUCCUUGGUUUGUAUUGCUGUCGUGCUGCCGCAACUAACGACUGGAGUGUUCCUUAUGGUAGCCGAGCACCCAUACCCGAAAGUACUCAUCGUGGUGCUAGUAUCUGUCCUCUUUUCAGCAUUCACAUCUUGCACGAUUUAUGCAUGGCGCAAAUUCAGCAACAACUCUCUUCAAUGGGGAUGGAUGAAUUGA
Miscanthus lutarioriparius is the source of this 765-nucleotide messenger RNA. The record is from the annotation of a GenBank genome assembly. NCBI's taxonomy places the organism in Eukaryota, Viridiplantae, Streptophyta, Magnoliopsida, Poales, Poaceae.